This is a messenger RNA of Colletotrichum phormii, 471 nucleotides long. RefSeq lists its product as uncharacterized. NCBI's taxonomy places the organism in Eukaryota, Fungi, Ascomycota, Sordariomycetes, Glomerellales, Glomerellaceae. The transcript has a single exon. Bases 1 to 471 code for a protein of 156 amino acids. The record is from RefSeq and is a predicted model, not a curated record.
AUGCGGUGGCAACAACUUAUCUGCUUGCUCAUUCCCUUCGUCUGCGCGGAUAGCCCCCCCAAAGACCCGACCCCCGUCACGCGCAUCGCAAAAACCCUUGCCUCGGCGCCCACUUUAACUUCAUCCGGCCCGAAACCGACGGUUGAAGUAGAUCGAUUCAAGUACGUCCCAGCGACCCGAGACCGGGAGCUAUGUUGGUACGACAGCUUCGUCGAUAAGGUCGACAUGCCCAUAAGGCGCGGGCACUAUUCCGCCGAGAUCCUCAAAGCCGUCUACGACUGCCAGGACAAGUGCCGGCGGCCGCUGUCUAACGGCGACGAGUGCAAGUAUGCCUACUACGUCAAGGGAGGUCCCAGGUCUAAUGACAUUUGCCUAUUGGACAACAAGGGCUUCAACCCCAAGGAGAUAAAUGUCACUGGUCCGUAUGAUUCUUGGGUCUGCGUUGGCAGCGAUAAAAUCAAUCAGGCCUGA